Molecule: messenger RNA, 1197 nt
Organism: Drosophila montana
Lineage: Eukaryota; Metazoa; Arthropoda; Insecta; Diptera; Drosophilidae
Gene: Or2a
Product: Odorant receptor 2a
Exons: 3
Coding region: 1-1197 (398 amino acids)
Biological process (GO): sensory perception of smell; detection of chemical stimulus involved in sensory perception of smell
Cellular component (GO): plasma membrane
Molecular function (GO): odorant binding; olfactory receptor activity
Source: RefSeq, a predicted model, not a curated record
AUGCAGCAGCAAGAGAAUUGGCAGCUGGACACGCACGAUGCUGUGCGUUAUCAUUGGCGGGUCUGGGAGCUGACCGGCCUGAUCCAGCCGGUGGGCAUGUCCCGGCCGUUGCAUCUGCUGCGCGCCAUUCUGAUCAAUGUGCUGGUCACGCUGCUGUUUCCGCUGACGCUGCUGGCGAAGCUGUUCUUUACGCACAGCCUGCAGGAGCUGUGCGAGAAUCUGACCAUUACCAUAACGGACAUUGCGGCCAAUUUCAAGUUCAUUAACGUGUUUCUGGUGCGCCGGCAGCUGGCCGAAAUCCGGCGGCUGCUGCACCAGCUGGACAGGCGGGCAAUUGGUGUACAGAAUCCCGAGGAGCUGCUGGCCCUUCGGCUGGCCGUCAAUAUGGCACGGAACAGCUUUCGCAUAUUCGCCGGCAUCUUUGUCUUUGGCACCGCGCUCAGCUGUCUCCGUGUGACAAUCAGCCGGGAACGGACUCUACUUUAUCCCGCCUGGUUCGGCAUCGAUUGGCAGCACUCGGAUGCGGCAUAUUUGUGCCUAUGCGGCUACCAGCUGUUCGGCUUGAUUGUCCAGGCAGUGCAGGACUGCGCCAAUGACUCCUAUCCGCCGGCCUAUCUGUGCAUACUCACCGGCCACAUGCGCGCCCUGGAGCUGCGCGUCCGCCGCAUCGGCUAUCCGGCAUGGAGUCCACGCUCGUCCUCCAAUCGCCAUCAGCGCUGGCGCCGUGCCGCCCAUGUGGAGCUGUGCAGCUGCAUCGAUGACUACAUCAACAUUAUCAAGCUGCACGCGAUCAUCCAGCAGAUCAUAUCGAUUGCCUGCCUGGCGCAGUUCCUCUGCUCCGCCGCCGUUCAGUGCACCGUCGGCAUGCAUUUCCUUUACGUGACGGACUCGAAUGAUCUGUCCGCCAUGCUGCUGUCCAUGGUGUUCUUCGUCGCCGUCACCCUGGAGGUGUUCAUCAUCUGCUAUUUUGGGGAUCGCAUGCGCGGGCAGAGCGAGAAGCUCUGCGAUGCCUUCUAUGCCUGCAACUGGGUGGAUCAGACGCCGCAGUUCAGACGCAACCUGAUCAUCACCCUGAUGAUCAGCCAGCAGACGUUCUGCAUCUUUGCCGGCGGCCACAUAGCCGUCACCCUCAAGACAUUCGUUCAGGUCGUUAGGUCCACCUGGUCCGUCUUCACACUGCUGCUGAAAGCCAAGUAA